AUGUCAACUACAACAACAAAUACACUAGUACCAAAAACUACAACAUCCUUAAGACGAAAAAUAAAAUUAACUAAACUUACAGAUAAAAUUAAAACAAAACGCAGAAAAAGAAUUAAAAUAGCAAACAAUGCAACUACAAUUGGCACAUAUUCUGAUGCCGGCACAACUGAGUGCAGUGCAGCAACAAGAAAUUCAACAUUUUCCUUACCAACAACCACCUCAUCGUAUCUAUCUGAACCAACGACAGUGUCAACAGCAACAGCAGCAACAACUGUUUCAACACUAUCACCGUCAUCAACAUCAUCAACAUCAUCAACACCAUCAACAUCGUCAAUACCGCCAAGAACAUCAACAUUGUGUAGAUUAACAGCACGCACUCUCACAACCACUGCGGUAGCCUUAACAGCAGCUGCUAUGUUGCAUACAACAAAUGCUUCCAUACUGUCUACAAGCAACACGGCACAGCAGAGUAUACCAACAAUCGCAGCAACUAUAGCAUCUGCCAAUGCAACAGCAAUUCCACAAUCAUUUGACACAUUAACAGCAACAACAGCAGCUGCACUCUCUGCAUAUCCUUUGACUGUGCUGGAUGCGAGUGUUGCACAAACUGAUUGGAAUCUUACAGUGUUGGCGAUUGGUUGGAUACGUUGA
This is a messenger RNA of Teleopsis dalmanni, 651 nucleotides long. Its product is annotated as cell wall protein DAN4-like. NCBI's taxonomy places the organism in Eukaryota, Metazoa, Arthropoda, Insecta, Diptera, Diopsidae. The record is from RefSeq and is a predicted model, not a curated record. The transcript has 2 exons. Bases 1 to 651 code for a protein of 216 amino acids.